GGGGAUUUGAGAUUCAUCUAGACCCAAUUAUACCCCCUCUCACCCCUUGCAAGGAUGCCAACCGCACUUCCCAUGCAUCCAGAAUAUUAUGGAUGUCACAGUGACGCCAUCAGGGCCAGAAUUAAACUUUGAUGUAGCCCAAACUGUGAUCAACGGUUCGGAAUUUGUCAAAUCUUCGUUGUCUCCCCUCCGCUCCUCUGUCCCUGUUCCACCUACACUCACUGAAUCACAAUCACACAUUGACCUCAGAAGCCAUCACCAUGCCCUCAGCCUGGACCGAUGACACCACCAACGACCAACCCCCCAAUGACGCAUCAUCCCCAACCCCAGCCGCCGACUUCCUCACCACAGAGAUCUACAACAUCGGCGCCCAGCCGGGCAUCCGCUCGCUGCCCCCGAGCCCGGAACGCGACUUCCUGGUCCUCACCUGGGGCCCCGUCGUCUACCGCACGGCCUACAGCGCCCGCGCGGACCGACUCCUCCCGGUGUUCCUGCGCGCCCUGUCCCACGAGGUCCAGGCGGCCAUCCCGCGCCGGCUCCCCGGCACGCCCAAGCAGCGGCACCUGCUCGAGACGAGCUACGCCUGCAAGGUCUUCAGCGACGAGACGCGAUUCGCAGGAGCGGGAGCGGAGAUCGGCGCCGUCCGCCGCGCGUUCCACGACUGGAAGCGCGCGGACCUGGCGCUGCCGCUGAUGGAGCUGCCGGCGCGGUUGCGGGUGUGUUUGGUGGUGGAUGAGGGGGUGCUGCGGGCUUUGGAGAGGAUCAUGACGACGACGCAGGAGAAGGACACAGACGAGGAGGCCGGGGAGAGCUCGGCGGAGGACGGCAGUGAGAAGGGAUCCGGGGAGUUGUCUUACGGCAGUUGUCCGGUCAUCAUGGUGGAGGAGAAUUUCCCGGAUCGGAGGAGGCGCGACUCCAACCCCGCGGAUGGGGAUCAAGUAUCCACCAUGGAUCGGUAUCUCUCCCGAAAACGGGCCCGGAGUCCACCGACGCCCACCUGCUCGGACGAGGACUCGACCGACAUGAAACUGGCGCGCCUGGCCUCUCUCUUCCCGAACAUGGCUCUCGACGCAUUGAUGGAGAUUCUCCUUUCCAGUGGCGGCUGCGUAGAGACAGCAACCACCACCAUCCAGGCGCAAGCCUCUCUGUACCCUCCCAAGAAGCGAUCGACGGCCGGCGUCACCCCCGCCAUCCAGACCUCCUUGAACGCCCACAUGCGGAUAUCCCACCUGCAAGACCAGAAGCGCUCACUGACCCGCAAAGGCAAGACACUGCAUCUAUACUCCCCGGAGGACAUCGCGGCACACACGCCCUGCACCAUCAUCCACAACUUCCUGCCCGCAGCGCAGGCCAACGCGCUCCUGCUCGAGCUCCUCGACGAAUCGAAGCACUUCUCGCGCUACCGCUUCCAGCUCUUCGACCGCACCGUCCAGAGCCCCCACUCCGCCAGCAUCUACGUCGCCACCCCCGAGCAACACCGCCAGCACACCGCCGAGUACACCUACGGUGGCACCUACCGGGCCACCGUCCGGCAGACCACCCCGCACCUGCGCGCCGUCUCCGGUAAGGUCCAGCAGGCCGUCAACGCUGAGAUCCAGCACCGCAUCCGCACCGUCUACCCGGGCGGCCGGAAGCUGAAGUAUCAAUCCCCGAACGAGUGGAUGCCCAACGCGGCGUUUGUGAAUUGCUACGAUGGGCCCAUGGAGGCGGUCGGAUACCACUCGGAUGAACUGACCUAUCUCGGCCCGCGGGCCGUGAUCGGAAGCCUGAGUCUCGGCGUGGAGCGGGAGUUUCGCGUCCGAAGAAUCGUUCCCACCGACGACAACGACGACGACGCUGCUGCUGCUGCUGCUGCUGCUGAAGACCCGGAGGCGCCGGGAGAUCCUUCCGAAGGACGGAUCUUGGCGCAUACAGCAGCGGAUAAGACUUCCACUCCGACCAAGGUCCCGAUUCCUUCGGAACACAACAACAACUCUCGCAAAUCACCGACUACAUCGUCACCAGCAGCAGCAGCAGCAGCAGCCCGGGCAAACGCUCAGGGGCAAAUCUCUAUUCACCUCCCGCACAACUCGCUGCUGGUCAUGCACGCGGAGAUGCAGGAGGAAUGGAAGCACGCCAUUGUGCCGGCGCAGACCAUCUCGCCGCAUUCACUGGCGGGGAAUCGGCGCAUCAAUGUCACGUAUCGGUGGUACCGCGACUCCUUGCACCCGCGGUACACGCCCCGGUGCCGGUGUGGUGUCCCUACGAUUCUGCGGUGCGUGCAGCGCAGACGCGAGACCCGGGGCCGGUAUAUGUGGAUGUGCUAUGUGGGGUAUGCCCCGGGCAAGAAAGGGUGUAGCUUUUUCCAGUGGGCGGAUUUCGAUGAGGACGGGGAGCCACUCUGGGACAAGACGGCCGUGCCUGAUGAUGCGCCGUGGUUGGAGAACUUCGUAGAAGGACAGGAUCAGCUUGAGGCUGGGCUUGGGGGACAGGUAGGCAAUGAGAAGGAGAAUACCAGUAUCUGA
Messenger RNA from Aspergillus uvarum CBS 121591, 2504 nucleotides. RefSeq names its product putative CUE domain protein. The coding region runs from base 261 to 2504 and encodes 747 amino acids. The transcript has 2 exons. Gene Ontology annotation, biological process: DNA repair; DNA alkylation repair. Lineage: Eukaryota; Fungi; Ascomycota; Eurotiomycetes; Eurotiales; Aspergillaceae. Gene Ontology annotation, molecular function: zinc ion binding; dioxygenase activity. The record is from RefSeq and is a predicted model, not a curated record. Gene Ontology annotation, cellular component: nucleus.